AUGAACCAGUCGGCCCUUGGGGCCCCCCCGCCCCCCCGACGUGUACGGCUAAAGCCCUGGCUACUGGCCCAGGUGAACAGCUGCCAGUACCCGGGCCUCCAGUGGGUCAAUGGGGAGAAGAAGUUCUUCUACAUCCCCUGGCGCCAUGCAACUCGGCAUGGCCCCAGCCAGGAUGGGGACAACACCAUCUUUAAGGCCUGGGCCCAGGAGACGGGGAAGUACACGGAGGGGGUGGACGAGGCGGACCCGGCCAAGUGGAAGGCCAACCUGCGCUGCGCCCUGAACAAGAGCCGAGACUUCCACCUCUUCUACGAUGGGACCAAGGACAUGCCGCCACAGCCCUACAAGAUCUACGAGGUCUGCUCCAGUGACCCCAUUUCCACAGAGUCCCAGCCCAGUGAGGAUUACACGUUCCCUGUGGGAGAGGAGGACGAGGAAGACGAGGAAGAGCUCCGGAGGAUGUUACCAGGCCUGAGUCUCACAGAAACGGCACCUUCCGCCCCCGCGAUGGCCCCCUACUCUUUGCCCAAAGAGGACAUCAAGUGGCCGCCCAGCCUCCAGCCGCCGGCGGUGCUGGGCACCCCUGCUGCAGACCCCAGCCUCCUGGUACCUGUGCCCGGCAAUGCUGCUGACUUCGGGGACCUGGGGCCUGGGCCACUGGCCUCGACGCUGCCCUUGAUGGGCGAAGAGCCGCUGCCCAACCUCCUCAUCAACCCCCACAUGCUGCCACUGACUGACCUGGAGAUCAAGUUCCAGUACCGGGGCCGGCCGCCCCGCGCCCUGACCAUCAGCAACCCCCACGGCUGCCGGCUCUUCUACAGCCAGCUGGAGGCCACCCAGGCGCAGGAGGAGCUCUUCGGGCCCGUGAGCCUGGAGCAGGUGCGCUUCCCCAGCCCCGAGGACAUCCCCAGCGACAAGCAGCGCUUCUACACCAACCAGCUGCUGGACGUCCUGGACCGCGGCCUCAUCCUGCAGCUCCUGGGCCAGGACCUGUACGCCGUGCGCCUGUGCCAGUGCAAGGUGUUCUGGAGCGGGCCCUGCGCCACCACCCAGGGCGCCCAGCCCAACCCCAUCCAGCGCGAGGUCCAGACCAAGCUCUUCAGCCUGGAGCAGUUUCUCCAUGAGCUCAUCUUGUUCCAGAAGGGCCAGACCCUGACCCCGCCCCCCUUUGAGAUCUUCUUCUGCUUCGGGGAGGAGUGGCCGGACCGCAAACCGAGAGAGAAGAAGCUCAUCACUGUGCAGGUGGUGCCCGUGGCUGCCCGGCUGCUGCUUGAGAUGUUCUCGGGCGAGCUCUCCUGGUCCGCCGACAGCAUCCGGCUCCAGAUCUCACACCCCGACCUCAAGGACCGCAUGGUGGAGCAGUUCAAGGAGCUGCACCACCUCUGGCAGGCCCAGCAGCGGACGCCGCCCGUGGCCCAGGCCCCUCCCGGGCUGCCCCUGGGCACGCACCCAGGGCCCUGGCCCCUGCACCCCGUGGGCAUGCAGCAGUGAGGCUGCCGGGAGUGAGCGGCUGCGGCUCUCUGGAGGAACUGGACGGGGAGGUGCCACGGGCCGUGUGUGUACCUGGUGGACUAGCAGCUUUGCUCUGGGUCUCCUGGAAAUGGACUUGGGCCAAUUAGAAGGAAGAGCACUGAGGAAGAGGAAGCGAGAAGCCUCUCUGCUCGGGACGUUGUCUUCUGAGAUCAGAGUCUCAGGCUCUGGGGGAUUCAGUCCUCAGUGCCCAGGCGGGGAGAAAGCAAGACCCCCACCUCCUUCCAGCCGGCAGGGGCCCAGUGCGGGGCGAUGGGGUCCCCCAUUUUCUCUGGCAACAAGAGCCGAGUGCUGUGUGCAAGGUCCCUGGCGGCGUGGACCUCUGCAGGGCAUGGAUCUGAUGUGGGGGUUCCCAGUUUGAACCUUGCGGCCUCAUUGUUCUCCUGCCUGAACUAGAAAUGAGCACUUGGGUCUGAAACACGGAGCGACCGGCAGCUACCUCCCUUCUCGGGCAUCUGAGAAACU
Molecule: messenger RNA, 1995 nt
Organism: Sorex fumeus (smoky shrew)
Lineage: Eukaryota; Metazoa; Chordata; Mammalia; Eulipotyphla; Soricidae
Gene: IRF5
Product: interferon regulatory factor 5
Biological process (GO): immune system process; regulation of transcription by RNA polymerase II
Cellular component (GO): nucleus
Molecular function (GO): DNA-binding transcription factor activity, RNA polymerase II-specific; RNA polymerase II cis-regulatory region sequence-specific DNA binding; protein binding
Source: RefSeq, a predicted model, not a curated record